Pistacia vera is the source of this 867-nucleotide messenger RNA. RefSeq names its product G-type lectin S-receptor-like serine/threonine-protein kinase At4g27290. The record is from RefSeq and is a predicted model, not a curated record. The transcript has 2 exons. The coding region runs from base 1 to 867 and encodes 288 amino acids. NCBI's taxonomy places the organism in Eukaryota, Viridiplantae, Streptophyta, Magnoliopsida, Sapindales, Anacardiaceae. Gene Ontology annotation, biological process: recognition of pollen.
AUGAAGUUGAGAUGGAACUUAAGAACUGGAUUUGAGCGAUAUCUAACGUCCUGGAGAAGUGCUGAUGAUCCAUCCCCUGGAGACUCAACUUACAGACUUGAUAUUACUGAGUUACCUCAAUUGAUUCUUCGAACAGGAUCAAAAAAAGUGGCCCGCAGUGGACCAUGGAAUGGAUACAGGUUUGGUGGCAUUCCCCUGAUUCAGAACUCGAUAUUUAUACCGAGAUUGGUGGAUAACCAAGAUGAGUUGUAUUUUACGUAUAACCCAUUCAAUACUACAGUUAUCACACGUUUAGUAUUGGAUCGAUCAGGAACCAUACAUCAUUAUGUUUGGAAUGAGGGGAGAAAUGAAUGGUGUGUCAUGUACUCUUGGCCAUUUAAUCUAUGCGACAAUUAUGAAGAGUGCGGUGUUAAUGGCAACUGCAGAAUUAGUAAGACACCUAUUUGUGGGUGUUUGAAAGGGUAUGUGCCCAAAUCUCAAGAUGAAUGGAAUACACCUCAAACAACGGAGUGCAUAAAGAAAUUGCCAUCAGAUUGCCCAAGGGGAGAAGGGUUUCUGAAGCUUCCGCGAAUGAAACUGCCUGACAUAGAUUGGUAUAACGAAAGUAUGAAUCUCAAAGAAUGUAAAACAGCAUGUACCAAGAACUGUUCAUGCAGGGCUUACGCGAAUUCCAAUCUAACUAGGGGAGGUACAGGCUGUUUGAUGUGGUUCAAGGACCUGACAGAUAUGGAAGAGUGCUCAAAACAAUACACCUGGGGACAAGAUAUUUUUCUUCGAGUUCCAGCAUCUGAACUAGCUAAAUUACCAUUGGAAGCUUCUUCCACAAGUUCACCAGGAUUUAUCCAUCAUAGGGAGAUGUUUGAUUAA